Hydra vulgaris (swiftwater hydra) is the source of this 1207-nucleotide messenger RNA. RefSeq names its product homeobox protein DLX-1. The record is from RefSeq and is a predicted model, not a curated record. NCBI's taxonomy places the organism in Eukaryota, Metazoa, Cnidaria, Hydrozoa, Anthoathecata, Hydridae. Gene Ontology annotation, molecular function: DNA-binding transcription factor activity, RNA polymerase II-specific; RNA polymerase II cis-regulatory region sequence-specific DNA binding. Gene Ontology annotation, biological process: regulation of transcription by RNA polymerase II.
ACACUUUAGCAUAAGGAUUAUAAGACGCCCAAGGCGAUUAACUAAAAGCAUCAUUUCUUACGGAUGAAGAAUGGGUGGAAGUACAAGGUCUAGUCGGAAACUGGAAUCGACUCUUUUUCUUUUUAAUUAAACAUUUUACGUCACUGCCAAUAACCAGUCUUUUUUUAGGGACUUUAAAAUUUCUAUAUAAAUUAACGCUAAUUUGACAAUUGUCUUUAAAUAGACAACAAAGAUUGCUGAAGUUAUUUCUGAAAUGAUUGAAAGUACAAUUAAAGACAAAUACCCUUUUCCCGACAUGAAUUUUCCGAUUAAAAGUACAGAAAAUUAUCGUGAUAGCUAUUCAAUAAAUUAUAACGACAUGAAUAUAAAGAACGUCGUGCCACCAUUAGACAACAACAAAGUCGAGACGGAGGGAAAGUACAACUCAUCCGGGCUGCAAUACCCUUUUUCGAGGAUUCCAACUGCGCAAAAACAAUAUACUGGCAUUGAUAGCUUUUCAGCUUCUCCUUACAACACUUUUUCAAAGGAUCAUACUCCAACAAGUAAUUUUGCAAGCAACUUAACGUCAAUGAACCCGUCAUUGUCGAAUAUGCCAAAUAACUUAGAAAAAUCUUCAAUAAGUUCAUACGAUAAAAACGACAGUGAAGGUGAAGAUGACGAUGAAGAUUUAACGGGAAAAACAAAAGGCAGCAAACUUCCACGUAAACCUCGUACAAUUUUCACGAGUCAUCAGCUCCGAGAAUUAAAUCGUUCUUUUGAACGUACACAUUAUCUUUCGCUUCCAGAACGUGCUGAAUUAGCCCAUGGAUUGGGACUCACUCAAACUCAAAUUAAAAUAUGGUUUCAAAAUAAACGUUCAAAAUUUAAGAAAAUUAUUAAAGCAAAUGGUGGACAAAUGACUCCUACACCAAACCUUAGUCAAACCGGAAAUCUAAAUACGUGGUCAGAUUACAGUAAACCAUAUUCUAAUCACGUUGCACCGCACCUUAGUUCAUUUUCUAAUAAUUCCCAUAGCCCAGCUCCAUUUUCACCGGACUCGUGGUAUUAUCGAAUGAAUGGAGGCUAUGGAACUCACGAAAGCAUGUUUCCAUACACUCAAGUCUCAGGUGAUAUGAGGCCACUUGAAAUGAGAUCAAAUAUAACUCGUCCCAAUUUUUCUUUUCAUAUGUAAAAAGAAAUGUAACAUUUAUUAAACAUUUUUCCAAAA